AUGUUAGACAAGUUUUUAAAAAUAGUUACUUGGGAAAAUUAUAUUGAAAAACUUUUCAAGGAUGGUUAUAGAUCAGCAAAUAGUUUGCCAAUAAUGAUGGAAAAUAAAAAAGACAAUGUCUCAAAUCAAGAGUGGUAAAUUACCAGGACUGGUUUACUUACAUGGAGAAUUUUUCAUAUUAUUAGAUGAGGAAGGUAUAACUUGGCUCACUAUAGUAUUUAAUAAUAUAUACAGUUAUUAAAUGGUACAAUGGUUAAAAUCUACACUCAUGGCACUCCCUAAAAAACCUAAUGCUAAACAUUGUAAUGACUUUCGCACUAUUACUUUUAUGAGCCCCUAAAAGAUCUUUUUAAAAAUGUUAAAUUUAAACCAGUAGUACACUAUUUGGGUUUAGAAAUUUAGUUUGUACAAGAGAGGCCAUCUUAAACUUACAAGUGUUAAUUCAAAGGGCUAGGUAUGUCAAUCACAAUGUAUAUUAUGCUUGCUUCAUUGAUUAUCAAAAGGCUUUCGAUAGAAUUGAACCUGAUAAACAUAUAGAAAUACUAAAAGUAACUGGAAUUGACGAUUAAAACUCGAGUAUAAUAAGCAAUUUAUAUUGGAACCAAAAACCUCAGCUAUACGUGCAGAAACAAAAAUGUCAGACGAUAUUCCAAUAAAAAAAGGCUCGAGAUAGGGAUGUGUCCCUACUCUCACCACUCCUAUUUAAUUUAUACUAAAAGUAUAAAAGAGGGCAUAAAAGUAAAUGGUAAAUGUAUUAAUAAUAUAAAAUACGCUGAUGAUACAGUUGUAUUUGUGGAUAUUUCAAGCGAAAGUUUUGGUUCGUUUCUUAAUAAAAACAAAACUAAAUAUAUGGUAAUUUUGAAAAAACAAAAUGUAAGAGAACCGCUAUUUAUUAAGGGACAACAAAUAGAACAUAUUCCCUAUUUUAUUAUAUGGAGCCGAAACAUGCCCAUUAACUGAAACAUUAAGUAAGAAAAUUGAUGCAUUGGAAAUGUGGCUGUACCAUUGAAUCCUAAAUAUAUCAUGGAUAGAUAGAAUAUUUAACAUGUGUUAACUACAAAGUAUGCAAAAGGAAAAGGAAUUACUGAGGACUAUAAAAACACAGAAAUUAGAAUACCAGGGUCACAUAGUAAGAAAUAACCAAAGAUAUGAAUUGCUGCAACUUAUACUUCAAGGAAAAAUAGAAGGCAAGAAAAAUGUUGGUAUACGAAAGAAAAAUCUCCGAGAAUAG
Cinara cedri is the source of this 1231-nucleotide messenger RNA. Lineage: Eukaryota; Metazoa; Arthropoda; Insecta; Hemiptera; Aphididae. The record is from the annotation of a GenBank genome assembly.